Lasiosphaeria miniovina is the source of this 924-nucleotide messenger RNA. Its product is annotated as mitochondrial import protein Pam17-domain-containing protein. The record is from RefSeq and is a predicted model, not a curated record. Gene Ontology annotation, biological process: protein import into mitochondrial matrix. The transcript has 2 exons. Gene Ontology annotation, cellular component: PAM complex, Tim23 associated import motor. Lineage: Eukaryota; Fungi; Ascomycota; Sordariomycetes; Sordariales; Lasiosphaeriaceae. The coding region runs from base 1 to 924 and encodes 307 amino acids.
AUGUUGACCUCGACGGCGACAAGCAUGAUCCGCACGGGCGUGGGCCGCUCGUCCAACGGGCUCCAGCCCAUCCUCUUCCGCAACGCCGCCUGCCCCUACUCGGCCGCCAGCGCCGGCGUCUCGCCCUUCUCCAUGGCUGCCACUCCCCAGCUUGCCACCCGCCCGUCGAAGCAGUCGUCCCCGGCGGCGGCGUCGGCGGCAGCCCGGCCACAGGCCAUAUGCAUUCGACCCAUCUCCACGGCUGCUGCUGCCGCCACUCCCACCGCCGCCACCGCCACCGCCACCGCUACUUCUGGCAAGCCGGCGCCGUCAGCCCUCCUGAUCCGCUUCCGCACGCAGCAGCAGCAGCGCCGCAACGCCUCGACCACGACGACGACCACGGCGACGCAGCCCCGCAGCGACCACGACGUGGACGCCAGCGCGGCACAGGCCGCAGCCAACGCGCAGGCGGCGGCGCACCCGGAGCAGCCGCCGCUGGACUGGAACACGUUCUUCAAGCUGCGCAAGACGCGGCGGCGGCUGCAGCUGGUGCUGAGCGUGGCGACGGCGCUGGGCACGUCGACGGGCGGCGCGCUGUUCGUGACGACGAGCACGGCCGACCGCAUCAUGGGCCAGGUGCCGCUGGACCCCAUCUUCACCAUGGGUAUUAUUACAAUGAGCUUCGCCGCACUGGGCUGGCUGGUCGGCCCGAGCAUAGGCACCGCCAUCUUCAACGCCCUGCGCAGCAGCUACAAGAGCCAGAUGGCCGUCAAGGAGAGCCAGCUGUUUGCGCGCAUCAAGAAGCAUCGUGUUGAUCCGAGCACCAGCUCCAUGGGGAACCCAGUGCCCGACUUUUACGGCGAGAAGAUCUCGAGCGUGGCGGGCUAUCGGCAGUGGCUGAGGGACCAGAGAGCGUUCAACAAGAAGCGGACGACGUUUGUAUGA